AUGCUUGAUGGUUCUGGUUUAUUCGCCUUGUACGCUAUCCCAUUCGCUUGGGUGCUAUUCUUCGUAUUCAGAAAGAAAACGAGUUCACGACUACCUGCACCGCCUGGCCCAAAACGCUAUCCAAUCAUCGGUAGCCUGCUGUCCAUUCCGACAGAAAAGCAAUGGAUAGGAUUCGGUCAACUGGCAGGAAAAUAUGGUGACAUGGUCUACUUUGACGCGAUGGGCCAGCCGAUUCUCGUCUUGUCUUCCAUGAAGAGAAUCAAUGAUUUGUUCGAGAAGCGCUCGAGCGUAUAUUCUGACAGACCGCCCUUUCCGAUGCUCCAUUUGUUGUUUAGCGGGCUGAUUGUCGAAGUGACUUAUGGCAUUAAAGCAGGCUCAGCGGUGGCGAAAGAGUUAGUGAGAUACACCGACGAAGUGGCUGAAGGAUUCGGUGAAGCCUGUCUUCCCGGACGGUUUAUGGUAGACAAUCUGCCCGUCCUCAAGUAUGUUCCGAGCUGGUUCCCGGGAGCUGGAUUCAAGAGAUUCGCGGAGUACUACGCCAAUGUGGUACAGAAGUCUCGAGACAGGCCUUUCGAUUACGUCCUGCAAAAAAGGAAAGAAUCAGGAGAAGCUCCUCCAACUUGUGUGGUCACGAACAUGAUGGAGAACGGCGAGGACGAGGAGGUCGCACGAAAUGUGGCUUCUGUAACUCAUGCUGCUGGGUCAGAUACAACUCUGGGCGUAGCACUGGCCUUCCUCAAUCUGAUCGCCAUGUACCCUGAAGUCCAAAGCAAAGCUCAGUCAGAGCUAGACGAAGUCGUAGGACCAGGGAGAAUGCCGGAUUUCUCAGAUCGCGACAGGCUGGUAUAUAUCAAAGCUAUCCUCAACGAAGCUUUGAGGAUGCACCAGACUAAUCCAAUGGGUGUUCCGCACGCGACGACGAGCGAUGAUAUUUACGACGGUUAUUUCAUUCCGAAAGGGACAGUCGUGUUGGGAAACGCAUGGUACAUCUUACAUGAUCCCAAGGUCUACGACGAUCCAAUGGUAUUCCGGCCGGAACGAUUCCUCAAGGACGGAAAGUUCAAUGACGCUGUUCUCGACCCAAGUGAAGCUGUGUUUGGAUAUGGCCGAAGGGUUUGCCCGGGUCGCAAUUUCACGAUGGAUGCCCUAUUCCUUAUGAUCUCCUCUACUCUCGCUUUCUUCAAUGUCGAUUCGCCGAAAGACGGCGCAGGUAACCCAACUAUCAGAUACGUUCCCCAGGAUAGCGGAGUCUCGCACCCUGAACCUUUCCAAAUCACUCUCUCACCGCGCUCAAAAGAGCACGAAGACUUCGUAGCGUGUAUCUGA
Messenger RNA from Coprinopsis cinerea okayama7#130, 1326 nucleotides. Its product is annotated as cytochrome P450. The record is from RefSeq and is a predicted model, not a curated record. Bases 1 to 1326 code for a protein of 441 amino acids. Lineage: Eukaryota; Fungi; Basidiomycota; Agaricomycetes; Agaricales; Psathyrellaceae. The transcript has 10 exons. Gene Ontology annotation, molecular function: heme binding; monooxygenase activity; iron ion binding.